This is a messenger RNA of Chelmon rostratus (copperband butterflyfish), 1038 nucleotides long. It is a transcript of the gene mrps28, whose product is annotated as mitochondrial ribosomal protein S28. NCBI's taxonomy places the organism in Eukaryota, Metazoa, Chordata, Actinopteri, Chaetodontiformes, Chaetodontidae. Gene Ontology annotation, cellular component: mitochondrial small ribosomal subunit. The record is from RefSeq and is a predicted model, not a curated record. The transcript has a single exon. Bases 1 to 552 code for a protein of 183 amino acids.
AUGGCGGCCUUGUGUAAGGUUGUUUCCAGCCUCAGGUGUGGAAUUCGGUUCACCUCCUCCAGGCUCAUCACAAACUCCUUCAGCUCAGACUCCAGCGGUUCCUCUGGCAGCGAACAGCCCGCCGCGGACAGACCCAGAUCCGGCUUUGCGGCCGCCUUCGACCUGCAGUCGGAGCUCCGGCGGGAGGCGGAGAGCGCCGCGGCCGGCAGCAGCGACUCCUCCUCCGUCCAAGAGAAUGACUUCGCUUCGCUGCUCCGCCGGUCCCCGCUGAUCCAGAUGGGACCGGCCAAAGACAAGGUGGUGGUGGGGACGAUCUUCCAUGUGGUCCAGGACGACCUGUACAUCGACUUCGGCGGGAAGUUCCACUGCGUGUGCCAGCGGCCGGCCGACGGAGAGAAGCUGCGGCGGGGCAGCAGGGUCCGUCUGCGGCUACAGGACCUGGAGCUUACCGCCCGCUUCCUGGGAGCCAGCACCGACACCACGCUGUUGGAGGCCCAGGCCGUUCUGCUCGGCCCGCUGGAGGGAAAGGAAGGACGGGAGAACCAGAACUAGGACUGAGCGGGGAGACUACCUGCAGUUAAAUCACAGGUUUUCUAAAGGGAGUCUGGCAGCUUCAGGACUCAGACUGGAGGAGUGACCCUGAACAUCUCUGUUUGUGUCCCUCAUGAAGAAGAGUGGAGCGGAGGAGCUGUGCUGCUGUGUUCAGUUUGUUGACUGAUGUGUUUGAUUCAGUCCUUUAAGUUCACUCGAACCAAAAACUCUUCAGAAAUGUGAAGUUUACAUCUGGACUCAGCUGUUCUGGACUCACACCUGUUGCUGAAAGUAGAAAUACUCAUGAUCCUUCACAUUUCUGUCAUCUUUGACUUGUUCUCAAAAUUAAAUGUAUUCCUCACAGUUUUAACUCAUUGUCGUUUUAUUUUUGCCUUCCUGAAACAUUUGGACUGACCCUUUAAAUAUUCCUCUUUAACUCUUUAACUAAAUGUUCAGGCAGGCUAAAGAGCUUCAAGUGUUAUUGUUACAUUAACAAAAGUGUCAUUA